UGCCCCCUGAGCACAGCGCCGGGCGCCCGGGUCUAUGAGGACUAUGACUGCACCCUGAAUCAGACCAACAUCAGCGCCAACAACAACAAAUUCUACAUCAUCCAGCUCCUUGAGCAUUAUGGUGCCUACAGUGUCUGGAGCCGCUGGGGUCGUGUGGGGGAGGUGGGCCAGUCCAAGCUCAUGCCCUGUGCCUCCCUGGAAGCUGCUAAGAAGGAAUUUGAGAAAAAGUUUCGAGAGAAGACCAAGAACAGCUGGGCGACGAGGGAGAACUUCAUUGCCCAGCCGGGGAAGUACACGCUCAUCGAAGUGCAGCCAGGGGACGGGCAGGAGGCGGAGGUUGCCCUCAGGGUGAGUGGAUGGGGGGACAAGGUCUGCAAGCAGCGGGUGCUGCCCUGCACCUUGGACAAAGCCACGCAGGACCUGGUGUCCCUCAUCUUCAGCAGCGACAUGUUCCGGGAUGCCAUGCAGACCAUGAAUAUCAAUGUGAAGAAGAUGCCACUGGGGAAGCUGAGCAAACAUCAGAUUGUGAGGGGCUUCGAGGCACUGGAGGAGCUGGAGGCGGCACUGCAGGAGCAGCCCCCCCCAACCGACCGCCUGGAGGACCUCUCCUCCCGCUUCUACACCAUCAUCCCCCAUAAUUUUGGGCGAGCACGGCCACCCCCCAUCAACUCCCCCGACCUGCUGCGUGCCAAGAAGGACAUGCUGUUGGUGCUGGCCGACAUCGAGGUGGCACAGAGCCUGCAGGCGCAGAAGGUGAAGGAGGAAGAGGAGGAGGAAGUCGUCCAUCCGCUGGAUCAGGAUUAUGCCCUGCUCUGCUGCCAGCUUUCCCUGCUGGACCCGGCUUCCCGAGAAUACCAGCUGAUCCAAAACUAUGUGGCACAGACGGGGCACAAACUCCGCAUCCUCAACAUCUGGCAGGUGGACCGAGAUGGCGAGGAUGAGCGCUUCAAAGCCCAUGACCUCCUGGAGCACCGGCGCCUGCUUUGGCACGGCACCAACGUGGCAGUUGUUGCGGCCAUUCUGAAGAGCGGGCUGCGCAUCAUGCCCCACUCAGGUGGGCGCGUGGGCAAGGGCAUCUACUUCGCCUCUGAGAACAGCAAGUCAGCCUGCUAUGUGGGCUGCACGUCCAAGAAGGUUGGCAUCAUGUUCCUGACGGAGGUCGCCCUGGGCAAGCCCUACCGCAUCACCUGUGAUGACUCCACUCUGUGUCAGCCGCCCACCGGCUAUGACAGCGUCCUGGCCCGCGGCCAGACUCACCCAGAUCCCGCGCAGGAUGAGGAGGUGUUGCUGGAUGGCAAGAAAGUACUGGUGUGCCAGGGCAAGCCCAUUCCCAUGCCCGCCUACAAGGACUCCUCCUUCAGCCAGAGCGAGUACCUCAUCUACCAGGAAAGCCAGUGCCGGAUCCGCUACCUCGUCCAGCUCCACUUCUGA
Molecule: messenger RNA, 1431 nt
Organism: Cariama cristata (Red-legged seriema)
Lineage: Eukaryota; Metazoa; Chordata; Aves; Cariamiformes; Cariamidae
Gene: PARP3
Product: poly (ADP-ribose) polymerase family, member 3
Exons: 10
Cellular component (GO): site of double-strand break
Molecular function (GO): NAD+ poly-ADP-ribosyltransferase activity
Source: RefSeq, a predicted model, not a curated record